Molecule: messenger RNA, 2031 nt
Organism: Ostreobium quekettii
Lineage: Eukaryota; Viridiplantae; Chlorophyta; Ulvophyceae; Bryopsidales; Ostreobiaceae
Source: the annotation of a GenBank genome assembly
AUGACGUACUGUUUGGAAUGCGAAGAGGCAUUGGACCAGUGUCCCUGUAACUCACUGCAGUGCAUGCUGGGUCAUUGCAGGGGGCUGUUGGCGAUGCUGUACAGUGCAGAUGACAGGGAUGCUGAUGUGGACCUGCUCCAGAAUGCGCCAUUUGACAUUGCUUUCCACUUCUUGUGUGAGGUCCUUGCUGCAGUGCUAAUGCUCUGCCUCCUGAACUGCUUAUUGGACAAGCACAAGACCACAUGCAAGAGUGGGGGCAUGGACUGCCAGAGGCGCAGUGAGGUUGGGAAGUGCCAGCCCACGUUGAGCGAGCCAGACAGUGGCGCAAGUGCUAUUUGUGGCAAGAGGUCCUGCUCCAAUGCAAGGACUGUGGGGUACACCAAAGCUCAAGCAACACUGGCGGUCAGGCUGUUCAUGGCAUUGAAUGGUAUAGGGCCCGCAUUGGGACAGGCCAUAAGUGAUACCACUUCGGCAGUUGUGAAGGUGCCGCAAGGCGUUUUGAUUGGGUCCCAGGCAUUGUAUUUCGGCUUGGUGGCAGCAAUGGGGAAGUACAAGUUGAAGUGGAGAGCGAAGACAGACCAAAGGUCGAUUACCUUCACUGCGUGCGUCCUAACAGUACUUUCCAUUGUUCAGAUUGGGCUGUUGUGGUUCAGCCUGGACAGAAAAGACAAUGACACAUUGAAUGUGAUACACACCACUGGACCAGCACCAAUUUUGUCCGCCGUCGUCGCCUUGUGGCUGUACCCAGUUGGAUACGAGAGCGCAAGGUCCAAGUACAGGAGAAGAGUAGCACUGUGGGACAGUGACACCGGCUCGAUGGUGCGUUUGCGAAAAUUGCUGAAUGCAUGGUACAAGUUGGCCAUAUACAUGGCAGUCACAGCAGUUGUCUGGGCAUAUGGGCUCAUUCUGUUCUUGAAAACAGACAACGUCUACCCAUUGUUUUCAUCGGUAUUGGUGCCAUUGCUGUCAAGCCUGAUUGGGGCCAUACCUGCUCUUUCCGACCAUAUUGAGCAAAUACAAGGGAAAUGCAGGGGCAACUGCCAACUCGAUGUCAUCACCAUACCAAUCAUUGGUUGGUCGAGGAGCACGUCCUUCAUUUUGUUGCAUUUCGAUUGGAAGGCACAGAGAAUGCGCAUUGAAAGGGUGCACUCCAUUAUUGACCAUUCGAAUUGGGGUAAUCCAGAGCAUGAAGUGAUAUACGAAGUUGCUGGAAAUGGGCUGAUGUCUGCUUCAGAAUUCACUGGAGGAGACUUCCACAAGCGUGUCAAGGACUAUGGCAAGGUUGUGAGGAGAAUGGGAGGAUGGCAUAACCUGAGCCAGAAUACAAUCAAAAUGUCGGAUCAGAUCUUGGGCGCUCUUGAGGAAUGCCCAUACAUGCAUGAGGGACACCUCAGAGUCUUCCUGUUCAUGAGGUCAAUCCUGAACACGUCACUGAAGGCCAGUGCUUCAAGACAACAGAUGAAGUUCGACCACAUUCAACGCAGUGUCGUUUCAAUGCCCAGCUUCAUCGAAGAUGUGACAAUGGGAAAGGUCAAGAAUGGGUUUGAGAUCAUAUGCAAUGAUGGCAAGGUGCUGGAUGCACACUCUGCUGAUAACCUGGUCAGCGGGUUUGCAGACAGAAUUGACCGGGAUGUGGCAGCCAUGUUGUUGGUUCAAAUGGCAGCAAUAUCUGGCGACAACAGGAUUUAUGUGGCAGAUACCAUUGUAGAUGGAUCAGAUGUGUAUUUGGACUACAGCUUCAAGACCAAACAGUGGAGCGAAACCACUAUCUCAAAGAACAGAUUGCUUGAGAAUCCCAACGUUGCGUCACGUGCAGAUGCCGGAGGGUUGUACGAUGUGUUCAAGAGUUCCAAUGGCUUGGGAUUGUCUGGGAAGUCCCACCAGGAGCGAGUGUCUGCGGAUAUGGUACCCAGCACAUUGACUACGUUCAAAAUCCUAAGGCAGCACAUGAUGAAAUACCUGUUGGGCUACAUGGGAGUGUCCAUCAUCUUCAUUGUGUUUGGGGAGGCGUUCAACAAGUCCAGCGCAUGA